Molecule: messenger RNA, 2309 nt
Organism: Solanum tuberosum (potato)
Lineage: Eukaryota; Viridiplantae; Streptophyta; Magnoliopsida; Solanales; Solanaceae
Product: tyrosyl-DNA phosphodiesterase 1
Exons: 16
Coding region: 62-2002 (646 amino acids)
Biological process (GO): DNA repair
Cellular component (GO): nucleus
Molecular function (GO): double-stranded DNA binding; single-stranded DNA binding; 3'-tyrosyl-DNA phosphodiesterase activity
Source: RefSeq, a predicted model, not a curated record
UCUGCAAACUCCAUAAGGGGAAGCUGGCAAAACUCAAACCCCAUUUCAAAAUACCAAUUCAAUGUCCACCUCUUCUCAGGUUGGAUUUUUGGUGCCUCUAAGUGAUAAUUUGGAAGAGGAUGGGAAAAGUUCCAUACCCAAGAUUCCACUUUCAGAAGGUCCUAAUUGUGUUGGCCGGGAUUGCAUUCCAGUUACUGAUAAGAGGCUGAGCCGCAAGCAUCUUACUAUCACUGCUACCUGCACUGGCUCCGCUGAUGUUGUUGUGGAAGGAACAAAUCCAGUUGUUAUAAGAUCAAAGGGUGAGAGAAAGAAGCUUUUGUCUAGAGAGAGGUGGAAACUCGGAAGUGGUGAUAUCAUAGAGUUGAUACCUGGGCAUUACCUAUUUAAGUACGUUAGCACAGCUCGUAAGGAUGAAACUUCACCAGGUAACAAACAAAAAAGGCCUUUCAGUGAAGAAAACAUUACUGACAAAGGCCAGAUGCAUGGCAAGAAGAAAGCUCGAGAAGUCUGUCAAGAGGAAGCUUCAGAAAUGAAUAUGUUGCACAACAAUGGCCAAGAAACAAAUAGUUCUGCAGAGGCCAUACGUCAGUUUAGGGUUCCCAAACACAAGUUGCCCCUCACAUUCAGAUUGAUGAGAGUGCGUGAGCUUCCAGCAUGGGCAAAUUCAGAAGCUGUUUCUAUUAGUGAUGUUAUUCAGGGGAAUGUGCUUGUAGCUAUCCUCUCGAAUUACAUGGUGGAUAUGGAUUGGCUACUUUCUGCAUGUCCAACUCUAAAACGGAUUCCUAAUGUUCUCAUCAUUCAUGGAGAAGGUGAUGGUACCAUGGAGUACAUGAAGAGAAGCAAGCUUGCGAAUUGGAUUCUGCACAAACCUUCUUUACCGAUUGCAUAUGGAACACACCAUUCAAAAGCCAUGCUUCUUGUCUAUCCAACAGGAGUUAGAGUUAUUGUACAUACUGCAAAUUUGAUCUCUAUUGAUUGGAAUAACAAAAGCCAGGGAUUGUGGAUGCAAGAUUUCCCCUGGAAGGAUCAAAAUAAUUUGGGCAAGGAUGGUGGAUUUGAAAAUGAUUUGGUUGAUUAUCUAAGCGCGUUAAAGUGGCCGGAAUUUACUGUUAAUAUACCAGCCUUUGGAAGCUGCAAGAUCAACUCCUCAUUCUUCAAGAAAUUUGAUUACAGUAGCGCAUCGGUCAGGCUAAUUGCAUCUGUGCCUGGAUAUCAUUCAGGUUCUAGUUUGAGGAAGUGGGGACAUAUGAAGUUACGUACUAUUCUUCAGGAAUGUACUUUUAGCAAAGAAUUUCAGAAGUCUCCUCUUAUAUACCAGUUCUCCUCCCUAGGCUCUUUGGAUGAGAAAUGGAUGACAGAGUUUGCCUCUUCAAUGUCGGCGGGAGUUACAGACGAUAAAAAACCUCUGGGCAUUGGGGAGCCAAUGAUAGUAUGGCCCAAUGUAGAAGAUGUUAGAUGUUCUUUGGAGGGAUAUGCAGCUGGAAGUGCCAUUCCCAGCCCAUCAAAGAACGUGGAGAAAGAAUUUCUGAAGAAAUAUUGGGCUAGAUGGAAAGCUAGCCACACUGGUCGUUGCCGUGCAAUGCCUCAUAUUAAGACGUUUCUACGUUACAAUGGUCAAUCGUUAGCGUGGUUCUUGCUUACUUCAUCAAACCUCAGCAAAGCUGCCUGGGGCACUCUUCAGAAAAAUAAUUCUCAGUUGAUGAUUCGUUCCUACGAGCUAGGGGUGCUCUUUUUGCCAUCUUCUGUUAAACGCGGCUGUGGUUUUUCUUGUACAAAUAAUGGUUAUCCAUCAGAGGACGAGACUAGCAUGCACGAAGGGAAAAAGAUAAAGCUGGUAACUCUAGCUUGGCAGGGAAAGGGAAAUGAUGAUUCUUCUGAAGUAAUCAAGUUGCCGGUGCCUUACGAGCUUCCUCCAAAGCCAUAUUCCCCUGAAGAUAUUCCUUGGUCAUGGGAUCGUCGAUAUACCAAGAAAGACAUAUAUGGACAAGUUUGGCCGAGAUAAGUAAAGAUAUACACCAACCAGGGCUCCUGAUGUUUCGAAUGAAGGGAUCGAUGUGUUAGGUGAAACGUUAAUAAACGAUUGACACUAGAUUAGAGUUCUUGAUUCUGUAUAUAUUUAGGCAUGAACCUUUAGAAUGUUGGUACCAUUUAUGAGCUGGUUUUUCCAUAUAAAUUGAUGAUUUUUUUCAUCAGUUGGCUCUAGAUUGGAGUUCUUGCUUCUGUGUAUAUUCUUAGGCAUAUGAAUCUUUAGAAUGUUGAUACCAUUUAUGAGCUAUUUUUUCCAUAGAAAUUGAUGGAUUUUUUCAUCA